AUGAAACUGUUGUGGAGGUCAGAGUGGCCUUUGCAGGUGGCCUUCCUCGUUGCCGUGGUGAUGCUCUACAUUGACCCCGUGUCCACUGGCAACCGUAACCAUCGGGGACCGACAGUUGCGUACCAGGUGAAGCAGGGCACGUGUGAAGUGGUGGCUGUGCAUCGCUGCUGUAAUAAGAACAAGAUUGAAGAGCGCUCCCAGACCGUCAAGUGCUCAUGCUUCCCCGGACAGGUCGCCGGUACCACCAGAGCCAGGCCCUCCUGUGUGGAAGCCUCCAUUGUAGCGCAGAAGUGGUGGUGCCAGAUGGAGCCGUGCAUGGACGGUGAGGAGUGUAAAGUCCUGCCCGAUCUGACUGGCUGGUCCUGCAGCGGCAACAAGGUCAAGACCACCAAGAACCGCAGUUUAUCAUCCCACCUGCCCACUGCCGCAUUGUCCAGUCCUGCGCUCGCAAAGGGCUUUCAAAAUGUGUCCUGCGUCGCACUGUUUUGCAUCAGGUCCCGCGGGGCAGGGCUCUAG
Messenger RNA from Boleophthalmus pectinirostris (great blue-spotted mudskipper), 516 nucleotides. It is a transcript of the gene tafa4b, whose product is annotated as TAFA chemokine like family member 4b. The record is from RefSeq and is a predicted model, not a curated record. NCBI's taxonomy places the organism in Eukaryota, Metazoa, Chordata, Actinopteri, Gobiiformes, Gobiidae. Gene Ontology annotation, molecular function: receptor ligand activity.